Molecule: messenger RNA, 2358 nt
Organism: Danio aesculapii
Lineage: Eukaryota; Metazoa; Chordata; Actinopteri; Cypriniformes; Danionidae
Gene: sars1
Product: seryl-tRNA synthetase 1
Exons: 10
Coding region: 63-1706 (547 amino acids)
Biological process (GO): seryl-tRNA aminoacylation
Cellular component (GO): cytosol
Molecular function (GO): serine-tRNA ligase activity; tRNA binding; ATP binding
Source: RefSeq, a predicted model, not a curated record
ACUUUUUGGAUUUUCCUUUCCUCCUCCAUUCAUCCGCACCGCGCACCUCGUCCACAGCCAUCAUGGUGCUUGAUUUAGACCUGUUUCGCACCGACAAAGGCGGUGAUCCUGAAAUCGUCCGGGAAACCCAGAGGAAACGUUUCAAAGAUGUGUCUCUGGUGGAUAAACUGGUCCAGGCGGACACAGAAUGGAGAAAAUGUCGCUUCACAGCCGAUAACCUUAACAAGGCCAAGAAUCUCUGCAGCAAAUCCAUCGGUGAAAAGAUGAAGAAGAAAGAGCCAGUUGGGGAUGAUGAAACUCUUCCAGAGGAGGCUCAAAAUCUGGAAGCCCUUACUGCAGAAACGUUAUCGCCACUCACUGUGACCCAGAUAAAGAAGGUGCGGGUCCUGGUGGACGAGGCUGUGCAGAAGACAGACAGUGACCGGCUGAAGCUGGAGGCAGAGCGCUUUGAGUACCUGCGAGAGAUCGGCAACCUCCUGCAUCCCUCUGUGCCCAUCAGCAAUGAUGAGGAUGCUGAUAAUAAGGUGGAGCGCACCUGGGGUGACUGCACGGGGCAGAAGAAAUACUCUCAUGUGGAUCUGGUCGUCAUGGUUGAUGGAUACGAGGGGGAAAAAGGAGCCAUCGUUGCUGGAAGCAGAGGAUACUUUCUCAAGGGGCCUUUAGUGUUCUUGGAGCAAGCUUUAAUUAACUAUGCGCUGCGGAUCCUGUACAGCAAGAACUACAACCUCCUGUACACACCCUUCUUCAUGAGGAAAGAGGUCAUGCAGGAGGUCGCUCAGCUCAGCCAGUUUGACGAGGAGCUCUACAAGGUGAUCGGGAAAGGAAGUGAGAAGUCUGAUGAUAAUACAGUGGAUGAGAAGUACUUGAUUGCCACAUCAGAGCAGCCAAUCGCAGCCUUCCUGAGAGAUGAGUGGCUGAAACCAGAAGAACUUCCUAUCCGCUACGCUGGCCUCUCCACCUGCUUCAGACAGGAAGUGGGCUCUCAUGGCAGAGACACGCGUGGGAUCUUCAGGGUCCAUCAGUUUGAGAAGAUUGAGCAGUUUGUGUACGCCUCUCCUCAUGAUGGCAAAUCCUGGGAGAUGUUCGAUGAAAUGAUUGGAACAGCUGAAUCCUUUUAUCAAACAUUAGGAAUUCCUUAUCGAAUUGUCAACAUCGUGUCAGGUGCUUUGAACCAUGCAGCUAGUAAAAAGCUGGAUUUAGAGGCUUGGUUUCCUGGUUCUCAGGCUUUUAGAGAGCUUGUGUCAUGCUCAAACUGCACAGACUACCAGGCUCGCCGCUUGCGGAUUCGAUACGGGCAGACUAAGAAAAUGAUGGACAAGGUACCUCUCUGUUCUGAGUGUAGAAGUGGUGGAUACUAUACGUUUAUGGUUUCAGGUUGGUUUGACUGUUGUAUCUGUUUUUUUUUUUUAUUACAGGCUGAGUUUGUGCACAUGCUCAAUGCCACCAUGUGUGCGACCACUCGCGUCAUAUGUGCCAUCCUGGAGAACUUCCAAACAGAGGAAGGCAUCAUUGUUCCAGAACCCCUCAAGGCAUUCAUGCCUCCAGGUUUAACAGAAAUAAUCAAGUUUGUGAAGCCAGCCCCCAUUGACCAGGAAACAACAAAGAAGCAGAAGAAACAGCAGGAGGGAGGAAAGAAGAAGAAACAUCAGGGCGGCGAUGCUGAUCUAGAGAACAAAGUGGAAAACAUGUCAGUCAAUGACUCUUAGACACGCCCCCCACAGUCUCAUCCAAUCAUAUUGGUUCACAGGCUCUUCAUUUCAUGUUGCCCAAUCACAAUCACUGUCCCCUGGAGCUCUCACGUUUUCAUCCGGGACAGACCUACUGGAACUAAAGGUGAUGCUGUCAUGCUAAUAAUCUUAUCUUGUAUCAACAAAUCAUUUUCAUACCAAGGGGUCUUUAGAAAUAUUAAAUUAAAAUGCAUGGUGUUGUGACAAGACAUUUAGCCAUUAGACUGAAUUGCUUUUACAGCACUUUAUUUUCCUGAAAGACACUGCAUUUCAAGCCUGCCAAUGAAUUAAAGGGAACAUAACAGUCAGUACUGGGAUUAGAGGUGAGAGUUUUAGGACAUUCUGGAAAUCGGUUAUGCAUAACGGAAAGACAUCUUUCAGUAUCCUGUCUUAUAAUUAACAUUUGUGCUAUAUUUAAAGUAAAGGUAAUCAUUGAUUACUGUGCACUUAACAUUCACAACAGCAGAAUGCAGCUUUCCAUCAUCUACGUCCGUCUUUCCUUCAUAGAAUUAUUUCUUCUCGUGAUUUGUCUGUAAAAGAGGGAAUGUUAUUAUAUGUACAGUACUUACUUAAGAUGCCUUGCGUGAGGAGGAGGAUGGCAUUUGAGAAUAAAUCAAUACCUGAAGGAGUA